Populus nigra (black poplar) is the source of this 3137-nucleotide messenger RNA. RefSeq lists its product as uncharacterized. The record is from RefSeq and is a predicted model, not a curated record. Lineage: Eukaryota; Viridiplantae; Streptophyta; Magnoliopsida; Malpighiales; Salicaceae. The transcript is spliced from 5 exons. Bases 2271 to 2777 code for a protein of 168 amino acids.
ACAUACCAAACACGUACACUGGAUUUGGAUCCUUCAAGGUGAACAAAACCAGAGGAAAUAGAAAAAGAAAUAAGAGGGAUUUGCAUUCUCAGAGAGAAAACAAAGUUCACCCACCAGCUUAUACUAGCCAAAGCACAAUCCCCAUUUUCGGGUCUUUUUCUCUCUAGUUGAUAUUCAAGAUACAUGGAGGAACUAAAAUCUAAUUCUCAGAACACUAGCUGGAAUAAUCAAAGUGAAGUCUUUUCCAUCAUUUUGAAGGUUCUAUACUCAUGUUCAUGCUAGUUCUAGGUGCUAAUGAAGGAAAUUUUCUUGUUCUAAAUUCGAUACAAUCAGGAUGUUAUAAUCUUCUCAGAAUGCUUGCACCGAUUUGUUUUGAUUUCCUUGCUUUCAUUUGGAAAUGAUUUGAAACAUGCCAUACUUGAUUCAGGAUAGGUUCAUAGGAAUGUUUGUUUAGGUCAGUUGAACAAAAAAUCUUUUUUUCCUUGUAGAUUUGUUAUAAAUCAAGUUUCAAGUUUCAAGGUCCAAUUGUUUUUCUAUGUAUUAAACAUGGCAGUCUCUCUUUUGUUCUUCAUUUUGUGAAAGUCCAUCAGUAUCUGGUUUAAUCCUCACAGCGUCAGAUUUUGAUUUAUAACUUUUGUUUAGGGAGUAAACUCAUAUGAUUCAUGAGAUGAUAGAGUGCACGAGGAACUUACUUCCAUGAUGAGUGUUUGGCAUGGAAUGUGUUCGGUGUCUUUAAAAAAAAUGGAUUCUGGGAUUAUGCAAUGUGUUUUGAAGAACAUGGAGCAUGUCCUUUGAUGUUGUGGUUCUGAUCUUCCAAAAACCAAAGGGGCACUCAAGUUUUUGUUUAUGGAUCGGGUCUUAUGGGCUUUAAAAUGGAAAUCUAGUUUGUGUUUUCUUUUUCUUGAAGUCCAUUUAUUUUUCAACCAAAUUCGUGUGGGCUGAUACUAAUGCUUGGGUCUUUAAAUGGGUUUGGGGUUGAAAGAUAAUAGGGGGCUCAUGAAUACUUUAUAAGAGCUUGGGUUUUAGCAGCCUUGGCCAGGUUGAAAAGCCCAAUCCACAUGAAGGGUCUUUUAAGGAUUAGAGCUAUUUUUGACAAAACAAAAAUUUAUUAAAAAAAUAAUAAUAUAUUUUUAGACUCGUAAAGCAUGUUAUCUUUAAAAUAAAUCUCAAACACAUGUUUUUUAAGCCAAGAGUAUGUUUAACAAGUGUAUUCUAAUGUUUUUUUUAGCUUUAUAUUUUUUUAAUUUUACCAAACACAACCUUAACUAAAUUUUAAUUAAAUUUUAUAUUUUUAAGCACAAUUUUAUAAUUAGUUUUAGGUCUUUUAUAUCGUUUUAUUUUUUGUAUUUUAUAUUUAGGAUUAUGAAUUUAUAUAUAAGAUACUUUUUUAAUAUUAAAUAAAUUAUUCUUUUUGUUUUUUUUUGAGGAUUAAGUUUUUGUGCUUCUAAGAGCAAAAUAGUAUUUAUACUAUAGUAAAAAGAAAUUCAUAUAUUAUUUUACCCUCGAUCAAAUAUGCAAUACCAAAUAUAUUUUAUGGAAAAAAUAUCUCUAUCUCUAAUGGCGUCGUACGCAAUCAGUUUUUUUGCAAAGGAAAAAAAUGUUUUUACACCACUCUAAUUUUUUGAUAAAUAAUAAAUUUCUUUUAAAUUUUUUUAUAAUAUUGUUUUUUUGUCUCAGGCUUUAUAAUUUUCAUUCAUUUUCCCUUAGCCCUAAGUAUAUACUAGACUUGUAAGCUGGGUCUAUCAUUUUAUCAUUCCGAGUAAGGUGUGUUUUGUGAGAGAUUAAUUACCCAAAUUGAUACUUUGAUAGAUUCAUGCUUUAUUAAAUUAAUAAUUUAUUUAGGAUUAUAGUAGUGGUAAUGAUUUAAAGUGUUUUUUAUUUAAAAAUAUAUUAAUUUAUUUUUUUUAUUUUUAAAAAAUUAUUUUUGAUAUUAAUAUAUAAAAAUAAUUUCAAUUAAUUUUUUUUUUAAAUUUUUAGGAAUGAAACAUGUAUAAAUGGUUGUAUCUGUAACCUUUAGGUACUAUUAACCCUAGUGCUGUUGCUUCUUCUCUUUUUUCUUUUCUGGGGGGGUUUUUGUUUUCUAUUCGGGAUGGUUACUGGCUGAGGACGAAGAGAGCACAAAUACAGAGAAGACGAUCAGAAUCAAAAUCAAAAUCUCACCCACCAGACCCACUCGCCUAACAGCAACGCAAUCUUUAUAGUUUAUUCCAAAAUUUCUAAUUUCUGUAUCACUGUCGGCGCGGCUCAUAUAUUUUGAUUUUAGAGUUUCAAUGGACGAAGUGAUGACAGCUGCUGAUGCAUCGUCCAGAUAUCGAUCAGCAACAUCUCCACCCGCUAGUCUCCCCUCCAACAUUCCUCUCCUUUCCGCCUUCCUUGCCUUUUCACUUGCCCAGUUCCUCAAGCUUUUCACCACCUGGUUCAAGGAGAAGAGAUGGGAUGCUAGAAGGAUGCUUGGGUCAGGUGGAAUGCCCUCAUCCCAUUCAGCAACCGUGACUGCUCUAGCAACCGCUAUUGGUCUGCAAGAAGGAACUGGAGCACCAGCAUUUGCUGUUGCAUUGGUUUUGGCAUGCGUUGUUAUGUAUGAUGCAACUGGUGUUAGACUUCAUGCUGGUCGCCAAGCUGAGUUACUAAAUCAAAUUGUCUGCGAGCUACCUCCCGAACACCCUGUCUCCAAUGUUAGACCCCUACGAGAUUCACUUGGUCACACUCCACUCCAGGUUGUUGCGGGUGCAGUGUUGGGGUGUAUUAUAGCAUUCCUCAUGAGAAGUUCUAGCUAGGUGAUGAUAUAGCUAAAGGUGAUUCUUUAACCUAGUCAGUGGAGAUUUAUAGGCUCUCAAAUCAUUGGAAGCAUUUGCGCUCUGGAAAAAGGAAUUGAGCUUGACGAGACCUUUCAAGUGAGUUCUAGUUGUAAUUGUUGUUUAGGCUUUGCGGACGUGACAGAAUGAUGUAUAUAGAUAAAUUACAGUGAUAACCUUCACACAAUGUAGUUACAGUGAUUAGUUCCCUUUGAUGUUCCUUUUGUUUUUUCCCCUCAAAAAUUUCAAAAAACCUAGUAUAAGCUGUACCUAAUGCUCAAGAAAGUUUGUAAAGUUGACAGUGCAUACUUGAUGUUUGUCAGCUCAGUGUGGAGUUUUUCA